CCAUUCGUUCUUUCUCUUUCUUCACACUGUAAUCUGGAUUCGCUUUCAUCACUAUGCCUUGUUGGUCUACAGGUAUUCUUUCUUGUUAUAUACACUCCUAAAUGCCUUCAUUAAAGCCCUAAUUUCACUGUAAUUUGUUUGUAGAAAUUGUUCACUUGUCUUAGUGAAGUGUGGAAUAUGUUGUGCUUUAGUGAUUUUUCAAGGUUAUAACAUGCUGUAUUGAGUUAAUUUGAGUUUUUAUUGUCUUAUUCUUUCUGGAUAAGUUAGGUAUUUCAAGAUUUGGAAAAGGAUCAGAUUUAGGGUUUUCUUGUAGUUAAGUAGCCUUCAUCUAAAGGGGAUUUGAAGAAGUCAAAUGUAUGCAAAUAGGCUGUUCAAUAUGAAUCCUUAAUGAGUUUUUUCCUUGAAAAUGGGGGAAGUUGUACUGGGUAAAAAUGUAAAUCUUCUUUUCUUAUUUUGGAGAAGCCGGAGUUUUCAAGAUUUGGAUUAUUUGUUGUGUUAAGUCUCAAAUCUCCUAGUAUAGGAGAUGCCUUUGAUCAUCUCAUUACCUACUUUCUGACUUGCACACUAGAGAAAGAUGUUGGGUGUAUGGUAGGGCAUGGGGGUUGAGGUUUGGAUCAAUGAAGUAAUCGAGGAAGAGAAAAUGGAGUGCCUUGAACAAGAUAAGGCCUUGAACAAGGCAAGAAGGUGCACAAAGAAGACCUUGGUUUGUGCCUUGAACGAGGCAUAGAAGGGGGUGCACGAGAUAGUCACUGAAUAGCUGUGCUCGUUCGAGCGGCCUAUACAAGGGCCAAACAUGGGUUUUGUUUUGCGCUUUUCUUGGGGAGCAAGGAGUCCACUUGUCCUAAAUUUCUAGGGUUUAAUCCAUUGGAGGUCUAUAUUAAGGGACCAAAUCAACAUUGGGAAAGAUAGAGAGAAGGCUAAUACAAGGGAAAAAGGUUUGGGAAACCUAAGAGUCCAUUUGUAUUAAAUUAAGAGUGAUCUCUAUUAAAGGUUAAUGAAAUAUAAUCAACACUACUGAAGUGGGUACUUGAUCAGUUCAAUUCAAGGAGCAAGAAAAAUGGAAGGAGUGUACAAGGAGUUGGAUGAAUCAAAGACGGAGUUGGAGAAGCUGAAGGAAGAAUAUCGGAUCAAAACAGAACUUUCUGAAAGUUUGAGAAGUGCUCACACAGAACAAUUGGCAAAAAGUGAAGCAGCAAAGUUACAGAUUGAAAAGCUCACAGAGGAACUGAAUGAUAAAUCAGAAGAGUUAGCCGAAUUGGGGCAUCUUUAUGAAGAGGUAAAAUCCAAAUUGCAGGAUGCAGAAUCAUCUCUUAAGCAAGUCAGUUCUGUGAACGAGAAAAUUCGAUUUGAUGCAAGUGAAAAGGUGCAGAAAUUGGACCAGGAAAACAGAAAAUUGGUGUCGGAUUUAGAGGAAGUAACAGGAAGAAAUAAUAAUUUGGAGAGGAAGCUUUAUGCUUGCAAUAUAGAGAUUGAGGGUAUUAAAAAGCUUCUUUCUGAAUCACAAAGGAAGUGCUUAGAAGCGGAAGAAAAGGUCCGAGCAGGAAGGGAAUCGAAACAUAGAGAGGACGUGAUAUUGAAAUUGGAGGAGGAAAGCAUGAGCAUGCAGGAUCAGCUGAAAUGGAAGAAAGAACAGUUUUUACAUCUUGAAGAAGCGCACACUCGGCUUCAGAACAUGUUUCAGUCAAGCAAGAAGGAAUGGGCAUCCGAAAAAUCAGAUAUGUUGGAAGAGAUUACGACGUUGCAGUCUAAAUUGGAUUCUCAAAUUAGAAUCACUGAAAGUCUUGAAUCCCGGCUUAAGAUGUGCAAUCAAGCUCUCACACAUGAAGAAAGCCGAAGGAAAGCUUUGGAGGUUCAACUGUCAGAAUCAAAACAAUGCUUCGAUAAUGUUUUAGCCGAGUAUGAGGAAGCUAAAGCAAAGAUUGAAAGCCUCAGCAAUAAACGUGAUGAAGAUAUUGCGGAUUUGAGGAAUUCACUUGGGAUAAAAGAGAUACUGUUGAAGGAGAUGGAGUACAAGGCUACCCGCCUUGAGGAAGAUAACAAGGAGCUUCUUGAAUCGUUGAAAGAGCUACGAGAAUCUCAAAUCAACAAAAGAAAAGUGGAUCCUUCUGUGAACAAGCUUCGCAACAAGCUUAAAGACUUCGAACAGGUUCAUAGCAAGUGCUCAUUGGCUUUGAAGGAAAGAGAAGUUGAAUGGAACUUGAAAAUGGAGAAGCUGCGGGGAGAGAUGAAAUGUAAUGAAUCUGAUUUGAAGAGACAGAGUGAACAACUGGAACAACUGAAAGCGCAGUUGGAUUGUUGUCACUCUGUAAUGGAAGUUUCGGGUGUAGAGACCUCCAUACUGCUCUUAAUCAUGAAGUCUAUACUUUCUGACACACUAAAAAUGUACGGAAGAGAGGAGAAAGAUAUUGUUCACCAGUUGGAUAUGGGAGACUGCACUACAGCAGAAGCUCGAACUCUUUGUAUCGAGCAGUUGCAUGAGGAGAUUGCGGCGAUGGCACAAAAGCUGGAUUCAAUGACGUUAUUGGAGAGUGAACUUUUGCAGCAUAAGCAGAUGCUUAAAGGGUCAUCCGAUUGCCAUAUUCGCUUGAAAGAACAAAUUAGCCAGAUGGAAGUUUCGAUCAACAAUUUGUCAACUGCGCUAGAAAAAUCGAAUGCUGAAUUCGCAGCAAAGUUGAGAGAGGCUACAAAGACUCAGAUGGAACUGCAGAUAUGGAAAUCUAAAGCAGAAAGUUUUGGAACGUGCCUUGAACAAAGCCAGGAGGCCUGUCAAAACUUGGAGAAAACUGUUCUUGAACAGGUUGAGACAGAACAAGCUCUUAGAAUAGAGAACGGAUCUUAUCAAUGCAAAAUUAAAGAACAAGAGCAGAAAAUUGAGGAUCUUCAACACAAGACAAUUUCGCUCGAAAAAAACCUUUUAGAAAAAGCAGCCGUAACAAAGGCAAUGAGAAUAGAGUUGGAAGCGGCAAACAAGAAAGAAGAGUACUAUCUCAACACCCUAAAAGAAAAGGAUUCUAUAGUUGAAAACCUCGAGAAAGAGAUAGAGGCAAUAGAACAAUCCAUGAAACGAGAAUCAUCAGCAGCUGAAUCUGCUAGGCGAGAAGCACAGAUCAAGUUUCAACUUGAACAGGAAGAACUGUGUAAGACCAUCACGGCACAAAAGGAUGAGCAGAUAAGGUUUUCUCGGGAGUUGGCUUCAUCAUUAGAACAGGAGCUCUUGGAUUUGGGUCUCUCGUCCCUUUCACAAGGUCUAGAAAAUAUGAUUCAGAUUGUUGCACUCAAAGAUACUUUAGAGAACUACCAAUUGUGUGUGAAAGUAGAGGUGGAAAGUAAGAACAAUGCAACUGAUGUACUAACCGAAGAGGUUAGUAAUCUACAUCGAAGAAUGCAGCUUCAAGGAGAGUCUCUACUUCAUUCACAACGAUCAGUUAAAGAACUCGAAGUUCUGGCCGAGUCUAACAAGAUGGACACCGAAAAAUUGUUAAAUCAAUUAAAGGAAGACCGACAUAAAUUCAACGAACUGGUUAAAAGUCUUGAGCAAGAAAACGAGGUUGCGACAGAGAGCAUCAAAAGGUUGUCCUUUGAAAGAGACAAUCUGGUUGUUUAUCUAGAAGCGAUGAGUGAGCAAUUUGGUGGAUUAUGUGCUGAAGAUUUUAAGCUCGAGAAAAUGCUGUUGCAAAUGUUACAGAACUCUGACAAUGAUAACUUGUUCGCAUCAAAUGAAAGUUAUCACAAGGAUACGAAGAAGGAAAUUCUUAAAACAUGUGAUAGAUCACCAUUACGAGAGAUCAACCAUUGAUAGUCGUGUAAUACUUUUCUUUCGCAUCAUUUUUUCAAUGCCUUAGUUUAGGAUGUUGUUAGAAACCAGAUGUAUGAGUAAUUUUUUUAAAACUUGUAUAACGAAGCUGAUGAGAAUGUAACAGGUAAAUGGAUGUAUCCUUUCAAUCUACUUGAUGAAUUUCACACUUAAUUGGUUAUAUAGGUUAUGGACAUGCCUUAGUACCUCUAUG
Molecule: messenger RNA, 4007 nt
Organism: Amaranthus tricolor (Joseph's coat)
Lineage: Eukaryota; Viridiplantae; Streptophyta; Magnoliopsida; Caryophyllales; Amaranthaceae
Exons: 2
Coding region: 1058-3796 (912 amino acids)
Source: RefSeq, a predicted model, not a curated record